AUGAAGCGAACUAGUGAUGAGAAUUAUUGCGAUUCGUCUAAAAAGGUGAUUUGCGAAAGAUUUCCAUCGGCGGAUGUGAUUCCGAAUAGCACAAAAAAAAUACGGAUAGCUGUGGCUGGCUGCUCUCAUGGACAAAUGGAUAAAAUUUAUGCAACUCUUGCUGCGGUCGAACGGAAAAAUCGAUAUAAAUUUGACUUAUUGAUUUGCUGUGGCGAUUAUCAGGCAGUGAGAAAUUAUGGUGAUUUAAAGCAUAUGCAUAUAAAGGAGAAAUAUCGGGCUUUAAAUUCGUUUUAUCGAUAUUACUCGGCUGAAGUGGUAAUCAAAUUUUUGCCUGCUUUCAUUGAGUUACCUCUGUUAUAUGUUUUAGAAGCUCCAGUUUUAACUAUUUUUGUCGGCGGAAAUCAUGAGGCGUCUGGGUUUUUGCAAGAAUUGCCAAAUGGUGGUUGGGUUGCACCAAAGAUUUAUUAUAUGGGUCAUGCUUCAGUUUUAAAUUUUGCUGGUCUUCGAAUUGCUGGAUUGUCUGGAAUUUAUAAUAAAUACCACUUUGAUCUUGGUCACUAUGAAUGUCCUCCUUUUGAUAAUUAUGGAGAUCUAAUUUCAAUUUACCAUGUGCGCUCCGUAGAUUUGUUUCGACUAAAACAGCUUAGAGAUCCAGAUGGAUUUUGUGGGAAACAACUGGACAUGUUUGUAUCUCACGAUUGGCCUGCAGGUAUAGUGGAUUAUGGUGAUAAAGAAAAACUUCUCACACUGAAACCUUAUUUUGAAGAAGAUAUUAACAGAAAUAAUCUUGGAAAUCCAGCUUCAAUGUCUCUGUUAUAUGAUUUACGACCUCGAUAUUGGUUAGCGGCUCAUUUACAUUGUAAAUUCGCUGCACUGGUAUCCCAUCAAGACAAAAUUAAUGAUGGUAAGAAUUUGGAACCAACACGUUUUCUUUCUCUGGAUAAACCUAUCCGAGGACGUCAUUUUCUGCAGUCGUUGGAAUUCGAUGUUGAUAUUAAUUCAGAGAUGGCGUUAUCGUAUGAUCCAAUAUGGCUUGCAAUAUUGCGAUCAACUGAUAAACUGACUAGUAUUUGCAGAACUCAAGUUUAUAUGCCCUCGCAUCAUAUAAAAGAUGAACGCUGGGAUUUUCGACCAACGGAAGAGGAAAUUGAAGACGUAAAACGAAUAUUUAAAAGCAAUUUUAAGAUCCCUGAAAAUUUUCGGCGAACGGCUAAGCCACAUGUUCCUGGGCAAGAUGAAAACUGCGGUGCCGAACUUUAUUAUAGAAAUCCACAAUCCAGCGAAUUCUGCCGAAAAUUAGGCAUCAGCGAUCUGAAUGAAAUGUUAUGUCAUCUUUCAGUUGCAUCCCUUGGGCUUCCACACUAUUUGUCCGAAAGUGAAAUAUGUUCAGAAAGGAGCGAAAAAAUUUUAAUAGAUGUUGAAACUGAUUCGGAAUUUUAG
Dracunculus medinensis (Guinea worm) is the source of this 1440-nucleotide messenger RNA. NCBI's taxonomy places the organism in Eukaryota, Metazoa, Nematoda, Chromadorea, Rhabditida, Dracunculidae. The record is from the annotation of a GenBank genome assembly.